Molecule: messenger RNA, 2111 nt
Organism: Cucumis sativus (cucumber)
Lineage: Eukaryota; Viridiplantae; Streptophyta; Magnoliopsida; Cucurbitales; Cucurbitaceae
Product: probable polyol transporter 4
Exons: 2
Coding region: 192-1775 (527 amino acids)
Biological process (GO): transmembrane transport
Cellular component (GO): membrane
Molecular function (GO): myo-inositol:proton symporter activity
Source: RefSeq, a predicted model, not a curated record
AAUGAGAUUGAACAGUGCACCAAAGCCAUCCCCUUUGCACAUUUGACAAAUACGCUACUCUGUUUUAGGGCGUUAAGGAUCGGAAACCAACAACACACUCGUUUUUCAUUCUCCUCUCUUUCAGAUCUAUUACCCAACCCACACCUUCCCUCCUCCUUUCCAUUUGAUCCGCCCACCACCUCCAAAAACCCAUGGGAUUGGUCGCCUUCCAACAAAAUGGGGCCGGAGAUUUGGCCUUUUCCGGCCUUCCUUUACGACCCAACAACAAGUACACAAGAAUGGAUUCUGAGCUUGAUGAACAUCACCACCACCCUCAUCAACGCAAUCCUACCUCCACUACCACCAAAUAUGUACUUGCCUGUGCUGUUUUCGCUUCUCUCAACUCUGUUCUUCUUGGAUACGACGUGGGUGUGAUGAGUGGAGCAAUUAUCUUUAUUCAGGAGGAUCUAAAGAUAACUGAGGUGCAGGAAGAAGUUCUGGUUGGGAUUUUGAGUGUUCUGUCUCUUUUGGGAAGUUUAGCUGGGGGAAAAACAUCAGAUGCUAUUGGGAGAAAAUGGACAAUGGCUUUGGCUGCUCUUGUAUUUCAAAUAGGUGCAGCGAUUAUGACAUUGGCACCCACUUUCCAAGUGCUACUCCUUGGUAGAAUAUUGGCUGGUGUUGGUAUUGGGUUAGGUGUUAUGAUUGCUCCUGUUUAUAUUGCUGAGAUUUCCCCCACCGUUGCUAGAGGCUCACUCACUUCCUUCCCAGAGAUCUUCAUAAACCUUGGGAUUUUACUUGGCUAUGUCUCUAAUUUUGCCUUCUCUGGUCUACCUGCCCACACAAAUUGGAGAAUUAUGCUUGCUGUUGGGAUUCUGCCCUCCAUCUUCAUUGGAUUUGCUCUCUUCAUCAUCCCAGAGUCUCCUAGAUGGUUGGUGCUGAAGAAUAGAAUUGAGGAUGCGAGAUCUGUGCUUCUCAAAACCAUAGACAAUGAAAAGGAAGUGGAAGAAAGAUUAGCAGAAAUCCAAUUAGCUGCUGGAGUUUCCAGUGCAGAGAAGUAUGAAGAAAAGAGUGCGUGGAGAGAGUUCUUAAAUCCUUCUCCUGCACUUAGAAGAAUGCUUAUCACUGGCUUUGGAAUCCAAUGUUUCCAACAGAUCACUGGCAUCGAUGCAACCGUAUAUUACAGCCCUGAGAUCUUCAAGGAUGCUGGAAUUCAUGGUAACUCCAAGCUUCUUGCAGCAACUGUGGCAGUUGGUCUUGCAAAGACAGGUUUCAUAAUGGUUGCCAUUAUCCUAAUUGACAAGCUUGGUAGAAAGCCAUUGCUAUAUCUAAGCACAAUUGGGAUGACAAUCUGUUUGUUCUGCUUGGGUUUUACACUCACUUUUCUUGGGAAUGGGAAAGUUGGUGUUGGUUUAGCUAUUUUUUGGGUGUGUGGGAAUGUAGCAUUCUUUUCGGUAGGGAUUGGGCCUGUGUGUUGGGUUUUAACCUCUGAAAUCUUUCCUUUGAAGCUACGAGCACAAGCAGCAGCUCUUGGAGCAGUAGGCAACAGGGUUUCCAGUGGGAUUGUUGCCAUGUCUUUCUUAUCAGUUUCAAGAGCAAUUACUGUAGGUGGAACAUUCUUCAUCUUCUCCUUCAUAUCUGCUCUGUCAGUUGCUUUUGUUUAUAAGUUCGUUCCAGAAACUAAAGGGAAGUCGUUGGAACAAAUAGAAUCACUGUUUCAGAAUGAAAUUGGAUGGAGAGAAAAUGAAGUGGAGCUUGGAGAUGUUGAACAACUUGUUGAUAAGAAUGAACAACAAUGAGCUAAUAUCUCAUUCUUUUCUCUCCUCUUCCACUGCCAUUGCAAUGUGAGAUUCCUGGAAGAAUCUCCAGGAGUCAUCUCUAAUGUUCUUUUUACAGGUUCCAUUUGUAGAAAUUUUUUAGAAAAAAAUGGAUAUAAAUUUGACUGCUUGAGAGGAGCUCUGUCUUUGAUCCCUUCUACUUUUAUGUAAUUUUCUUAGAAAUAAAUGUAGCUGAUAUCAAUACAUAAAUUGGUUUGCAUAUUAUGUGAAGUAAAGAAAGAAAUAUAGAGUUACUAUUGUAAUAUAAAAGUAUGUACACUAUAGUUUUUAAUACAAUUUUUUUUUAUUUGUUUGUUA